Messenger RNA from Auxenochlorella protothecoides, 207 nucleotides. RefSeq lists its product as hypothetical. Lineage: Eukaryota; Viridiplantae; Chlorophyta; Trebouxiophyceae; Chlorellales; Chlorellaceae. The record is from RefSeq and is a predicted model, not a curated record. The transcript has a single exon. The coding region runs from base 1 to 207 and encodes 68 amino acids.
AUGGUCAGCAGGCUUCCGCUGGAUUCCCACGCGCAGCACCCAGCCAGCCUCUCGCAGCGCAUGGGCUCCCGCAGUGCCAGGGUUCCUGCCACCACCCACUUCUGCACGCAGGAGGGCCUUUUUGCUAGAGAGGUCCGUCGAAAAUUCCUGCUCGAGUCUUCGCCGCAGCAUCUUUUCUGCAAAGGGGAUGCUAAAGGAAAGCGGUGA